UUUAGCAACGCGAGGGUGGGAGUUUUGUCCCUCCACGGACCCCGUUUAUCUCAGUCUCCGCGCUCCGCCGCCACCGUCCCCUUUCCUCUUUCCGGCGCUCCGGGUGCGAGGGGCAGGUCGGGACGCGCAGGCAGCCAGCCGGUGUGGGUGUGCAACCUCGGCACUCGCCUGAGGACCGCGAAAACUACCGUUUCCCCGCGGGGCAGCGUGGUCGCCAUGAACUUAGCAGCAGGACUGAAUUCGGAGAAGGUAGCUGCUUUGAUUCAGAGACUGAAUUCCGACCCCCAGUUCGUACUUGCCCAGAAUGUCGGGACCACCCAUGACCUGCUGGACAUGUGUCUGAAGAGGGCCACGGUACAGGGUGUUCAGCAUGUGUUCCAGCACGUCGUGUCUCAGGAAGGCAAGCCAGUCACCAACCAGAAGAGUUCAGGGCGAUGUUGGAUCUUUUCAUGUCUGAACGUUAUGAGACUUCCGUUCAUGAAAAAAUUAAAUAUCGAAGAAUUUGAGUUUAGUCAAUCUUACCUCUUUUUCUGGGACAAGGUUGAACGCUGUUAUUUCUUCUUAAAUGCUUUUGUGGACACAGCCCAGAAAAAGGAGCCUGAAGAUGGCAGGCUGGUACAGUAUUUGCUUACAAAUCCUGCAAAUGAUGGUGGACAAUGGGAUAUGCUUGUCAAUAUUAUUGAAAAAUAUGGUCUUAUCCCUAAGAAGUGCUUCCCUGAAUCUCAUACAACAGAAGCAACCAGAAGGAUGAAUGAUAUUCUGAAUCACAAGAUGAGAGAGUUCUGUAUACGACUACGGAACCUGGUACACAGUGGAGCAACCAAAGGAGAAAUCUCAGCCACACAGGAUGCCAUGAUGGAGGAGAUACUCCGAGUAGUGUGCAUCUGUAUCGGGAACCCACCAGAGACAUUCACCUGGGAGUAUCGAGACAAAGAUAAAAAUUAUCAGAAGAUUGGUCCCAUAACACCCUUGGAGUUUUACAGGGAACAUGUCAAGCCACUCUUCAAUGUGGAAGAUAAGAUUUGUUUAGUGAAUGACCCUCGGCCCCAGCACAAGUACAACAGACUUUACACAGUGGACUACUUAAGCAAUAUGGUUGGAGGGAGAAAAACUCUAUAUAACAACCAGCCUAUUGACUUCUUGAAAAAGAUGGUUGCUGCCUCUAUCAAAGAUGGAGAGGCUGUGUGGUUUGGCUGUGAUGUUGGAAAACACUUCAAUGGCAAGCUGGGCCUCAGUGACAUGAAUGUCUAUGACCAUGAGUUAGUGUUUGGAGUCUCCUUGAAGAACAUGAAUAAAGCUGAGAGAUUGACUUUUGGUGAGUCACUUAUGACCCACGCCAUGACCUUCACUGCUGUCUCAGAAAAGGAUGAUCAGGAUGGUAUAUUCCUGAAAUGGAGAGUGGAGAAUUCAUGGGGUGAAGACCAUGGCCACAAAGGUUACCUGUGCAUGACAGAUGAGUGGUUCUCUGAAUAUGUCUACGAAGUGGUGGUGGAUAGGAAGCAUGUGCCAGAAGAGGUGCUAGCUGUGUUAGAGCAGGAGCCCAUCGUCCUGCCAGCCUGGGACCCCAUGGGGGCUUUGGCCAAGUGAUAUUGCCUCCAGUUCUUUUCUCCUCCCAUGGAACCUGAAGUAGCUGCAAAGGACAGAUCCAGGAACUGAAGCCAAAGUUACACGGGUGACUGUGUUCCCACAGGACAUAGUCGGACUCUUGGAUUUCUCCUCCAGGAACCUCUUUGGGGGAAGUGUGCUUUACGUUGAAACAAAAUAUUCUUAAAGAAAAUAAAAGGGAAAGAUCAGAUCACACUAUCUACUCUCCUCAUCUCCAACAGCUCAGGUUCUCUUAGCAUUUUAAUCAGAUGUAAUUGUCUUAACUCUGUCAAAAAGGUUUGGAUCAUUGUCUGUUUUAAUAAGACAGGAGAAGAUGAGCAAUUGAGGAGUAUGGAGAGAAAAUGGACCUAAUGUUCCUACAGUAGAGUUAGGGGAGGGUAACCCUAAGAUAUGAGCUCUCAAAACUGCAUGCUGCCUGACAGUAUCACUGUCCUUCCGAGAUGGCAGUCACUGGAUUCAGUUUUUCCAAGGUAAUUUUAUGUUCCUCUAGCAGCCCAGGAAUGGGAGGUUGAUCAAGUCUGACAUGAUUCCUUCCUGUUCUUCUGAACUGUGGGGGAGCACAGCUCUACUUGAGUCAAGAUUAAAUAGAGGCUGAGAGAAAUUUGGGUGAGAGAACAACCAAAACCUUAUCAUGAUCAGAAUUAUAAUUAUUAGAUCAUGAUCUGAAUUGUAAUUAUUAGGGGAGCUCUAGCCAAAUGGUUUAACUUCUGCCUCUAGAAUUGGGAGUUGGGUGGGCAGGAAAAGGGGUACCCAUUCUUUCUGACAACUAGAUGGUGCUGAGAAGCUUUUGAAUAAAAUACUUUGCUAAAUGAGA
Pteropus alecto (black flying fox) is the source of this 2419-nucleotide messenger RNA. It is a transcript of the gene BLMH, whose product is annotated as bleomycin hydrolase. The record is from RefSeq and is a predicted model, not a curated record. The transcript is spliced from 12 exons. Gene Ontology annotation, biological process: response to toxic substance; L-homocysteine catabolic process; proteolysis. Gene Ontology annotation, cellular component: cytoplasm. The coding region runs from base 217 to 1587 and encodes 456 amino acids. Lineage: Eukaryota; Metazoa; Chordata; Mammalia; Chiroptera; Pteropodidae. Gene Ontology annotation, molecular function: cysteine-type aminopeptidase activity.